This is a messenger RNA of Aspergillus melleus, 5646 nucleotides long. RefSeq lists its product as uncharacterized. Bases 1 to 5646 code for a protein of 1881 amino acids. Gene Ontology annotation, molecular function: oxidoreductase activity; phosphopantetheine binding; fatty acid synthase activity. The record is from RefSeq and is a predicted model, not a curated record. Gene Ontology annotation, biological process: secondary metabolite biosynthetic process; fatty acid biosynthetic process. Lineage: Eukaryota; Fungi; Ascomycota; Eurotiomycetes; Eurotiales; Aspergillaceae. The transcript has 3 exons.
AUGAUGUCGGUCAAUCUGUCUGAGGAAGAGAUUCCCGGGUACCUUGGAGAUAUUGAAGACAAAAGUAUCAUCACCUCUGUCAACAUUGCUUGUGUGAACAGUCCCACAAACUGCACCCUCUCCGGCCUCGAAAAAUCUAUCGACGUUGUCAAGAGGAGAACAGACGAGGAUGGUAUUUUUGCGCUUAAGCUUAAGACUGGGGUUGCAUAUCACUCUCCCUCAAUGCAAACCAUCGCAGCGGAGUACCUGUCGCUUAUGGGCAACCUCGAAGGGGUUGAUCGUCGAGAUUCAAAAGCCACCGCGGCAGUUCCGAUGGUUUCUUCAGUGACAGGCAAGGUCGUCCGUCCUGCUGUGUUGGCCACGGCCCAGUAUUGGGUAGAUAACAUGGUGCUUCCUGUGCGAUUCAGCGAUGCCGUGCAAACUAUAACCCAGGCAUCGUCAACACUCAAGGUUGGGUUGGGCAACAUCACUGACCUAGUUGAGGUUGGUCCGCACCCAGCCUUACGCCGACCAGUACAAGACACUGUAGGCCAAGAAAAGAAUCGCAAUAAACAGAUACGAUACGCAAGUGUUUUACACCGAUCGCAACCGGCCAUUCAAUCCACAUUGGGUCUCGCCGGACGGUUAUUUUGCUUGGGGCAUUCGGUCAAUAUCACAGCAGUCAACCAACAAGAUGCUGGCAAACCAAAGCCCUUUCUGGUUGACUGUCCUGAAUACCCUUUCGAUCGGUCUCAGCAUUAUUGGACCGAGUCCCGACUCAGCCGGGACUCCAGGCUCCGUGGAACAGUCAAGGGAGAAACACUUGGAGUACGGGCGUCCGAUUGGAACCCAUUCGAGCCGCGGUGGAGAAAUUUCCUGAGCGUUGAGUCGUCGCCUUGGAUUGGACAUCAUAUGAUCAGUGAUACGGUAAUUUAUCCAGCAGCAGGCAUGCUUGUCAUGGCUAUCGAGGCUGUACAGCAAAUGGUGCCGGAAGACCGAACGGCGGCUGGCUAUUUGGUCAAAAAGGCUGUUUUCACAAACCCGAUUAUAGUCCCCGAAUCGUGGGAGGAUCGGAUAGAAACGCAAGCGCGUCUGCGGUCGGUCAAAUGGCAGCAACAGGAUGAAGAUCUGAGCUUAUUCGACGUUGCUAUAUUCACGUUUUCCCGAGACAAACGGGCUGAAUGCUUCCGCGCUGAAAUUGGUGUGGAUUACGAAAGUCAAUCGCGCGAUGACGAGGAUUUCGAAAAGCGACUGGCAGAUGAAAAAACCAGAGACCAUUUCAGACGAGCCGCGCAAUUAUGCGACCAUCCCGUUGACUCUCUCGUGUUGUAUCGCGAUGCUAACGUGCACGGCUUACAAUAUGGUGAUUGGUUCCAACUAAUGCAAGAUGUCUCUUGGGAUGGCAAAGCAAACGCGGUGGCACAUGUCGAUGUGUCCAGGGAAAGGUAUCGAAGCAGCAGCUUGGUUCAUCCUGCAGUAUUGGACCAAGCAUUCCAUGUGCUGCGCGUGUGCUCCGGGCAGCAGCCUGCGGCCAACGUUCCUGUUAGCCUAGAGGAUGCCUGGUUUGCAUCUUCUGGGUGGCAGCACCCACAGACGAAUUCAAUCCACUGGCUGGGAACUUCGACAUCGAGUGGAAAACGUGGAUUCAACUUUGGUGAGCAAGGUUGUCUUCAGGCUCUGGCCGACGAUGGAACUGUUUUGUGCAUGAUUCGGAAAGCCGUCACAGCAGCGGUAACAGCAGAUGUGCCUACCAUCGCCAAUGAGAAAGAAAAGAAACUCCUAUACAGCAUAGAGUGGAAACCGCAGCUUAGUCUGCUGGAUCCUGAGCAGGUGUCAAAGAUGCUAGCCAGGGACACUGUCGCCAGGAAUGAGAAUGCCCAGGUCACCAGUUAUGUAAGAUUGCGCUAUAUAUUGAGUAUUUCGACUCUCCGUGUAUUGGGAUCUAUUGACACUGCAAACGUGCCCGACAGCUUAUUGCGGCAUGUCUCGUGGAUGAACCAUCAUGUCAACAAAUUGUCCCAAUCGAUGCACGAAUACGCAGAAAUCGCUAGCGUGGCGGACAUUGAGCAUCUGCUAUGUGAAGCCGAAAAUCUACUUCCAACAUGGCGGUUAUACACAGCCUGCGCGCGGAGCCUACCAGACAUCUUAGCCGGGGAGGUUGACCCUCUUGAAAUUGUUUUCGGAUCUGAUUUGGCCGAUACCUUUUACGCUGAUUUAUUCCAGAGUCUUUGUGCCGAUGGUCGACUCUCCACCAUCCUUGACUUGGCUUCUCACGAGAAUCCAGGGAUGCGCGUCCUUGAAGUCGGUGCUGGGACAGGCGGCAUGACAGGACAUGUUAUGACAGCGCUUCAGGAGCGUGAGAAGCGGACAGGGACGCUCAGUUUUGCCGAGUAUGAUUAUACCGAUAUCUCGCCUUCCUUCUUCACUCGAGCAAGCGAACGAUGGUCCGACUUGCAGGCUGAGGGUCGAAUGAAUUUCAAGAUACUGGACCUGGGCCGAGCUAUCGACAGUCAGGGAUUCAAGCCAGGCUAUUAUGAUUUGGUGAUCGCAGCCAGCGUACUGCAUGCUACGCCCUACCUGGAGGCAACCAUACAAAACGUUCGACGCGCCUUGAAGCCAGGGGGCCGACUUGUGCUACUGGAGGUCGUCAAGCCCGACGAUAUUCUGACAAACUUCAUGGCGGGACUGGUGCCCGGCUGGUGGGUGGCCCGCGAGGACUGGCGGCCUCAUUCUCCCGCGGUGUCAGAGGGCUUGUGGGAUCAGUGUUUAAGGGACAACGGCUUCUCUGGAAACGAUUUAGUGCUCCGUGAUUAUGAAGCUAAAGAAUGCCAUAUCACCAGCAUUAUAAUCAGUACAGCAGUUGAAAGCACAAAACCACUCAGCUCACCCGAGGCACGUCGUUUAGUCUUUCUCGUCGACCAAGAUCAAUCGAAUCAGCAGAUGCACUUUGCAAGCUUGGUUCGAUGUCAAGUCGAUCCCGACAACAAGUCGGCGGCACAAAUUUGCGCGUUCGGCUCAGAGCAUUUUCAGGGUGUGCUUCCAACGUUAAGCAAAGAAGACAUCGUCUGUUGCGUGGCCGAAGUCAAUAACAGACCGUUUCUCACGCAGCUGUCGGAGGAAACCUUCAAGGCCCUGCAACAGUUGACUAAGUUUGCGCCUCAUUUGCUAUGGGUCACAGCUUCGAGCAUUGACGACUCUGACUUCCCUGAUUAUGGUGCGAUUCAGGGUUUCUUACGAUCUAUACGCGCUGAGCAACCUGGCAGCCACUUCGUCACUCUAGCGCUCGACGGAGAGAUGGAUGACAACGAGAAUGCAAACUUCAUAGCGAAGGUAUUCCGUGCAGCAUUCGAAACUCCAUUGUCAAGCGAAGUAGAAUACAUCGUCAGGGAUGGAUUCCUCAUGACAGGUCGAGCUGUCGAAGACACCGCUGGAAAUAAAGCGAUUCGACCUCUCCUGUCUCCGCAGCUGAAGCAAAAGACAUGGGCCGAAGGGCAAAAUUUGAAACUCUCUAGCAGGGUACGUGGCGAUAUCGACUCUCUAUGCUUUGUUCAAGAAGAAAAUGUUGGAAAUGACAUUGGGCCUCAUGAAAUUGAGAUUGAGAGUCACGUUUGGGGGGUUAGCCCCCGAGACGUCCAAGCUGUUCUAGGCCGCUCGGACGAUGACCCUGACCAUCUGCCAGGGGAUUGUGCAGGUAUAGUCACGCGAGUUGGCAAGGAAUGUGGCCCGUCAAUUCAACUGGGUGACCGUGUUUGUAUGGUGGCCAGAGGCUGCAUGCGCAAAUAUCCUCACGCCAACGAGAAUUAUGUGAUGAAGAUACCGGAUGCUUUGUCGACAGAGGUUACCAUCGCAAAUCUCGUUCCUACUAUGACUGCCUUUCAUGCACUGUUAGAAGUUGCUCGACUGGAACACGUUGACUCUGUUCUAAUCCAUUCGGCUGCCAGUGCCGUUGGACAGGCAGCGGUUCGUCUCGCUAGAGGGCAAAGAGCAGAUAUCUUUGCUACGGCAUCUUCACCGGAAGAGAAGCAAUUUUUGGUGGAGUCGUUGGGGGUCCCUGAGAAUCACAUUUUCUCCAACCGAAAGGCCUCGUUCUUCCAAGGACUCAUGCGUGUCACGGAUGGAUACGGAGUCGAUGUUUUACUGAACUCGCUUCCAGCCGAGGAAAUGCUACAAGCUUCGUAUAAGUGCCUUGCUCCUGGUGGGCGAUUUGUUGAUAUCAGCCGGGCGACGAUUGGAUCCAAUACAGUUCUGCCUUUAGACGCCUUCGCUCCAAACGUCACAUUCUCGGUGGUUGAUGUUUUGGAGCUUCCGCGACGAAAACUUGCUACGGUGCUGAACCAGGCAAUACAUAUACUAGCUGAAGAGAAAGUCCAACCUUGUCAGCCAUUGCGAAUAUUCAAUGCAUCGGAAAUUCGACAGGUCUUCCAACAUAUCCAGGUAGAAGAGAUCAUCGGUCGCAUUGUUAUUCGUCUUAGACCUGAAGAUGUGGUUCCGCAAUUCGGUCAUGAGAAGCCAACUUGGACUUUCGAUGGGAACGCAUCUUACUUGAUCGCUGGAGGUACUGGUGGUCUAGGUCGGGCAAUUAUGCAGUGGAUGGCUGAUCGCGGAGCGAAACAUCUCAUUGCGUUGUCCCGAUCAGGUCCUACUUCAAAGGCUGCUGCCGAAAAGGUAUCUGAGCUCACUGCGCGUGGUGUCAAGAUAUUCGCCCCUAAAUGCGAUGUCUCCUCAGAAGCAAGCUUUCGCCGGGUCCUAGAAGAUUGCAAGCUCACCAUGCCACCAAUAAAGGGAUGCAUCAACGCCAGCAUGGUUCUUCAGGACGCUAUUUUCCAGGAUAGCAUGGCAUUUGAGCAAUGGGAACUGACGAUGCGUUCCAAGGUGCAAACAUCGUGGAACUUGCAUCGAUUCCUUUCGGACGAUCUUGACUUUUUCAUUCUGUUUGCGUCCCUUGCCGGUGUGGUUGGCCAGAUGGCCAGCGCCAACUAUGCGAGCGGGUGCACCUUUCAGGAUUCCCUUGCACAAUAUCGCGUCUCUCGUGGCCAAAAAGCUCUCUCGCUUGAUCUCGGAUGGAUGCGGAAUAUCGGCAUCAUCGCUGAAACGAGCGCAUAUCAGAGACAGCGUGAGGGCGCCGACGACAUGAACCCGAUCGGUGAUACUGAGCUUUUCGCUUUGUUGGAUCUAUAUUGCGACCCGAGCAAUCCAGUCCCUGUGCCGAACCAAGACCGAGGACAGGUGUUGUUUGGGCUGCGCACACCAGCCGAUGUCCUGAGGGAGGGACGAGCUCCGCCAGCCCUGCUCGAGCGACCUCUGCUUUCCACAUUCUCGUACAUCACCGACAAUAGCAUGAGUAGAAACACAGACGGAGCACAAGCAGUGAAUGCGGCGGUUCUCUUCUCCCAAUCGAGUGACUCAUCCGAGCAGAUUCAAAUUGUCCUUCGCGCUCUGGCAGUCAAAUUAGCUCGUGCUAUGUCUAUUUCACCGGAUGAUGUCGAACCUAGCAAGCCUUUAUCGGCUUACGGUGUUGACUCACUGAUGGCGGUGGAACUGAGAAACUGGGUUGGAAGAGAAUUCGGGACUACUGUCGCCGUGUUUGACUUCAUGGGCGGCGUUUCUAUUGCCCAUUUUGCUGAUUUGAUCGUUGCGAAGAGCAGUCUGAAUAAGGAUGUGGCUUGA